CAGCGCAGCAGCGUCAUGGGGCGUCCAUCCUGUUAAAGGGAAACCUAUAUCCUCAGCCUGCUCAGCAGAUAACCUCAAAUAACUCAGUGUGGACACACAGGACACUAUACCACUGCUAUCCCACUGCUGCUGGGGAGGAACCACUCACCCUCUGACACUCAGUAUCCGGAUACUUGACUGAAAAUGCUCCUCUUGUUGCUUGGGAUCAUCAUCCUCCAUGUGGCCGUCCUGGUCCUGCUGUUCGUCUCCACCAUCGUCAGCAGCUGGCUCGUAAGCAAUGGCUACUCUGCGGAUUUGUGGCAGAAUUGCAGCGAAGGAGCCAGCAGUACCUGGAAUUGUCUCUCCUCCUCUAACAAUGAGUGGCUCCAGUCUGUCCAGGCGAUGAUGAUCCUCUCCAUAAUCUUCAGCGUCCUCUCCCUGUUUCUCUUUUUCUGCCAACUCUUCACUCUUACAAAAGGUGGACGAUUCUACCUCACCGGCAUCUUCCAGCUCCUUGCAGGUAUAUGCGUGGUGGCUGGGGCAUCCAUCUUUACCGUUCGACACACGGAUUGGCAUAGGGAUACGGUCAGCUUUGGAUAUGCCUACAUCCUGGCGUGGGUAGCCUUUCCGCUCGCCAUCAUCAGCGGCAUCAUCUAUGUCAUCUUGAGAAAGCGGGAAUAAUGAUUCAUACGCCAUCACGACUAGGAAAAACUCUAUGUAAAAAAGUCUAAAGGGGAUCCUAAAAACACACAAAAAAAUUACAUUUGAAACAAAAAAAUUUCAAACCCCCCCUCACCCAAAAAGAGAGAGAGCAUGGUGAGGGCGGGUUCCUGUAUUAAUUGAAGAUGUAAAUAGUAUCUAUGGUUUAAAAACCUAUUUAUAACACUUUUUACAUAUAUGUACAUAGUAUUGUUUGCUUAUUUUGACCUGUAGCCUAAAAAAAAAAAAAAAAAAAAUUGAGAAAAAGAUUUUUUAAUGUCUGCUGCAAAUUUUUUUGUAGGUGGACAGCAUCAACCCAAAAACAUUUCAAUUUGUGUGCCUUAAGAAAAACAUACCACCAGUCUUAAUCCAGAUCAGUGACUACCCCUUGCUCGUAAGAAAAAGCCAUUUGCAAAUUUUUGCGUUUGAGAAAAACAUGGCUUCCAUGCCAGGUUCAAAAUGGCCGACGCUAGAACUUAAAAGAGAGGUGUUCAUAGCGGAAAUGGCCGUCUUGAGGUUUAUUCUCCAGAGCAGUUAAGUGUCCUUUGGGUCCGUACAAAAAGAGAGAGGAUGAGGACCCAACUGGAACUUAUCAAGGGGGUGAGAGCCGUAGCCCGGCGGUCAGUACGCCCUAACGGAAUGGGCAAUGAGGCUGGGCCAGCGACAGGGUCACGUUUUCAAAAUGCCAUUUUACUAUUGCACUGAGACAACACCAAAGUACUGUGGAAGUUAUUGCUUUGUAGGACAAUCGAAAUUUUUGAAUUUGAUAAUUUUUUGGGGCAUUUUGGAGAAAGCAAUAACGCAAUGAAGUCGAAGAUUUUGAGGCAUACAAACAACCAAAGUUCCUAAUUUUUGCUUCAGCUUGAUUGCAUUAUUGCUUUCUAUCGUAUUUUAUUUUUUGUAUUUAAAGCUUUGCUUUGUGGCCAAGUUUGAACCGACCCUACACUGCCAGCGGAGCCUGCGAUUCUUUGCAGAGCCAGAAAGUGGGAGGGACUUUACCAUCCGAACGUGUGUGUGCGCAUGUGUACCUGUCUCAAAACGUAAAAUUUAGGAAGUGGAAAAAGGACAGUCUAUGUAUAUUUUUAUUUUAACCAAAUGUGCAUGUAUUAUACAUAUUAGAAAUAUAGCUAUAAAACAAGGUAGACAACUAUUUUACCAAAUCUUUUGCUUCUAGAAAAUAAAAUUAAUAAAAAUAAUAGAGAAUUUUAGAUAAUUGAAUCCUGACUGAAAUUAGAAAUAGAUUCACUCCGUGUAAUUUAACGUGGGAAAAAAAGUGGUGCUAUGAUAAUUUUUAUUUUUUGACCAUUCCUUCUACUUUAACCUCUGCAUUAACUGCUGACCCAGUAACGUUUGUAGUUGUUUUCAGUUUUUUUUCCUGUUUUUGUUAUUUUUAGAAUAAAACCAUUGAAACUAUGUCUAGUACUCUAAAUUUCAGGUCUAUGUGAACAGUUAAUAAAAAAUGGCUGCUUAGACAUCUGCUAAA
Molecule: messenger RNA, 2161 nt
Organism: Hyla sarda
Lineage: Eukaryota; Metazoa; Chordata; Amphibia; Anura; Hylidae
Gene: PMP22
Product: peripheral myelin protein 22
Exons: 5
Coding region: 184-660 (158 amino acids)
Cellular component (GO): plasma membrane
Source: RefSeq, a predicted model, not a curated record